CAAGCGCUCGCAACCGGAUUCCGAGAGACCACGCGGCUGUAGCGCAACUUCAUCCUCCUUCUCAUCCUCAUCCUCACGCUUUUUCUCUCACUCAAAGGAGCGGCCUCUGCCUGCGUGCUCGCCACACUCAACUCCGGUUUAUUGCCCACCACGACGACGGAAACCAUGUGAAGUGAUCAUUUGAAAACGUGGAAUUCUGGAAAUUAGGCUAACCAGGUCUCUAAUGUUUUCCGGCGACACCUCGUCUUUUUAUUUGACCAGUCAAGCAUCUGUAAAUUGAAAUGAGCUAUAAUGUAUCGCAGAUACCAACGCAAAUCUUCCGUAAUUCGUUUUAAACCAGCAGUUCUCACAAAGCCAGUUCAAUAUUAAAGUUAUCCGAACACAAAAUAAAUUUUUCUUUCACUUGCAUCUACAGGCAAACAAGCCUGAAGUAGCACGCUCCAGUGACCUAAGACUCCCGCCAGUUUAACUUUAGCACCAGGUUCGACCAAAGGGCUUCUAUUAAGGAAGGCACAUUCUAACGUCAUACACGGCUACCACCAUAACAUUCUGUGACUUCAUUUUCGCCUACCGAACAUUCGAAAGGAGGCCCACCUAUGAUGCAUACCGAUCAAGGGCUCGACCCUUCGUAACGUGCUCCGACCAGCCCGGUUGUUCAGUAAAUGAGCCAUAGACUUGCAAUGUCUUCCGACAGCCGGAGCAAAUCUCGCUCAAUUCACGCGACCGACUAGGAUCCCUGGAAACCAACCGCCGCGCACCCAGCUCUAAUGCCUCCCAGUCACCAACCGAACUCUUCGUCGGGCGUUCCCUCGGCCAUCGAAGACGAGGACAUUCCCGAGGACUACGACUACGAGGAGUCGGCGUGGCGCUUCGACCUCGCCGACCUGGUCCCCACCGCGGCCGUGUACGGCGCCACCCUCCUGCUGGGCCUGGUGGGCAACCUCCUGAUCGUGUACACGGUGGCCCGCUUCCCGCGCAUGCGCUCCAUCUCCAACCUGUUCCUGGCGUCGCUCGCCUCGGCCGACCUGCUCAUCGUGCUGCUCUGCGUGCCGGUCAAGUUCGGCCAGCUCUUCUCGUACACGUGGACGCUGGGCGAGGUGGGCUGCAAGCUGCUGCUCUACGUGCAGCACGUCUCCAUGAUCUGCUCCGUGCUCAACCUCACCUUCCUCAGCAUCGAGAGGUACUACGCGGUGAUCCAUCCAGUCCGCUCCCGCUACCUCUGUACCUUCAGCCAGGCGCGGCGGGUGAUAAUCUUCAUCUGGCUGGCCGCAUUCCUCACCGCACUGCCCAUCAUAUUCGUUCAGGUCCACGUGGAGAUGGGCCUUCGACGUCGCGCCUACUGGUGCAUGCGUGACGAGGCCAGCCCCGGAGCCUGGCGCUCCUUCGAGAUCUACAUGCUCAUCCUGGUGCUGUGCAUACCCACCCUGGUCAUGGGAUACGCCUACGCCAAGAUAUGCGCCCAGCUGUGGAUGGUCGUCCGAGAGCGGGCACAUCUCACGUCCGGCAUGACUUGCACGGAGAUGUUGGAGAAGACGUCCGGCAGCAAUCACUGCUUCGGCGCCAACGGUAACAAGAGGAUCCUUGGAAAGCCGUCGCGAGCCGACGAAGACACGGUGAAGCAGGUGAUCAAGAUGCUCAUCCUGGUCGUCUGCCUCUUCGUGCUCUGCUGGGCCCCGAUCCUGAUCCUGAACGUGCUCACGGCCUUCGGCAGCGUGUCGGCACUGAACUACUCCUACCUGAAGCCGCUGCGCACUUGCUUCCACCUGCUGUCGUACCUGAACAGCUGCGUCAACCCCCUCGUGUACGGCUUCAUGUCGCGCUCCUUUCGGGUCUCCUUCCGGGACGCCCUGUUCAGCUGUCUGCGCCAAAGCAGCGCGCCCCGGCGGGGGGCCACGUUCCGCAUGAGCAGGACGCACACCACCAGCGUCAGCAUGGGACGCUCGGGCACCUACGUCACAUGACGUCAACCACCGCAGCCUUGCGUCCGCUGCAUCCGCUGGUCGACGAGCUGCGGUCCCGCUCUCGACGCCACCACAACGUCAAGCGUCGACGGCUAAAAAUAAUGCCGAAUGCCCCAGCUGAACCAAGGGUCACUAGUGAAAGCAAAGAGAAUCGGGCUGUACGUCGCAUGACCUCAAUCACUGAAGCCAUACGUGUCCUGCACCCAUCCGCAACAGGUGUUGACGGUUAACAGAGGGCAUCUGAGUCAAACCAGAUCUCUUCAGCAGAACGAGUGUGAAGUGUUCCAGCUGUGUUUCUUUCUGUAAAGAGCUUGAAUGCAGGUGGACAGAGCUGAGAUAUAAAACGGAGGGCAAAGGACAGUCACCGACUCGUCUGAUUGUUGGAAGAGAAGACGUCGCCUGAGAGAUGAACUUCGGCGCUCGGAGUGCCCUGCUAGUGAGAGUCGCAUGAGUAUGUGUGAUCCUUGGAACGUGAAGAAGGAUCCUCGUUCCAUCGAGCGGCCAUAGGAUAGUGCUACGAGGGCAACAGGUGUUGACGGCUAACAGGAGGGCAUCUGGAUCAGACCAGAUGUCCUCAGUCGAACGAGGGCGAAGUGUUCCAGGUGUGUUUCCUUCUGCAAAGAGCUUGAAUGCAGGUGGACGGAGCUAGGAUGUAAAAUCGAUGGCAAAGAACAGAGCCACCGACCCGCCUAAUCGUUGAAAGAGAAGACAUCGCCAAAGAGAUGAACUUCGGCUCUCAGAGUGUCCUGCUAAUGAGAGUCGUAUGAGUAGGUGUGAUCCCUGGAACGUGAACAAGGAUCCUAGUUGCAUUGAGUGGCCAUUGGAUAGUGCUACGAGGAGGUCUUGCAGUGGUAGAGCAAAGCCACGGAUAGACGGAGAAAAGCGUUUGUGUGGUUAAGCCUGCGUUACGUUAAGUGACUAGUGAAAUGCGCGCAAGUCGUUAGGAUAUGUCAUUCAGAUCUUUCCGGGAUAAACACGUUGUUUUGAAGAUUGUAGGCGUGCGGGUAACGGUGCAGGAUAGUUGAAAAAAACAUGUAUCGAUGAAAGAAAGCGAAGUGGCGUUCGAACCAGCUCCAAGCUCCGGCCAGAAUAAGCUCAAGUACGAAAGUUUCUGAUACCAUGUUGUCAUCAAAAAGCUGCGAAUCAAGAUAAUUAUCAAGUCGAGACCGCGAAAGUUGCUUUGAAACAAAGUUUUUCCUCGCUGCGUGGUGAGCACCCGGUGAAGGGUAACUUUUCGAGUUGUCUCGAGAUCUCCGAUCGCCGGCAAGUUUGGCACAGAUGAAGAAAUCAAAUAAUGAACCUGUGGGCCACAUCAGAUCGAACCGAUUUCCGCCUCCUAUUGUACAACAAGAAAGAAAGGCUUAGUGAGUGCGUGAUCACUCUGGGUGGAAACUAUGAAGCCGCAGUUUCGCCGUCCGAAGCAGUUUGCAGCGCCACGCUAGAUUUGCGUGCCCUUAUGCGGUGACUGCCGCCGGUCCUGCGCGAUGACGACGAAAACUUGAACAGAAAGUCAGUUAGUUGAAUAGCGAACAUUCAAUAUGGCGAUGAGCGUGACGUAGACAUCCCUCGUUGAAUUCCCGUGGUGUCUUCACGACAGUCACCCGACUUUAGUGUCUCACCCCCGUGACAAGGUGUGCAUGCAACAACGUAGGUCCAUACCGUCGCUCUCUGUUGCGGCGCCUUCAGCGGUGACUUCAGACGUCCGAAGAUGAGGAUGCGUAGAGACCAAGAGUCGACGUAUUAGAAGCGACGGAUUAAGUCCCUAGUUCUGCAGAGACGUUGAAGAACUGUAUGCACGACACUGCUUACUACUGUUUGAAGUCUCUCUUUGUUCGUCAGCAAUUUGGAGACACUGUCACAAAGUCACAGAACAAAAAUUGCGCUGUACGAGUAUGAGUGGCGUACGUUCCGGCUGCAUUUCCCACGCAGAAUUCGCUGAAGGUGCAUAAGUCGCCGCGUUUAUAUACAGUGCUAAACUGAAUAUAAAUAGCGAAUAUUAUACUGAACGGCUCGUUCACUAUAAACGGGCCUUAUGCAGGAGUAAUAGGAUUUCAGACUCUUGCAAGAGUACUGACACGAAAUUCUCUAUUUUGCUCUUUGUGUUUUUUCUGUUUUUUGUUUUGUUUUUGUUUAAACGAUGGUUCCCGACCUCGAAGUCCUACAAGAAGUACUGACAAGCCUCAUAAUUCCCAACUUGUUAUAAAUGAUGUUCUGCGUCCAGCAUCUGUCUCGUUUCCCAGCAAGCCAGAGUGAGUGCCAAAGCGACAUCAUGUUCAGAUUCCGCGUUCUGCUAUGUAAUAACAUCAGAACAGAUACGUACACCAAGAGAAAAACAAAACCGAAAUUGAACACAGGACAUUUUCGUCAUUGCAUAGUUUGGGUGCUCCGAGGCUUGCCAAAAAUUUAGAGCGAAGCUGUUAGCCGACUAGAAGCAUAUAGGAACUCUAUAUACCUGUUUUCGCGGUUGUCUAAAAAAGAAAGGAAAACCGGAUCACCCACAAAAUUUAUGCUUUCAGGAAAUAUGUGACAUAUUAUGAGCAAUUUUAAGGCGAAUUCCGAAGUGCGUGUCUUUUAAGGGGUAAGCGGAAAUUUGCUAAGUCGGCGUUAUAUGAAAUGUUUACAGAGGUCGUCGCUCCCUUGGGUCGAUUUAAAAUGGCAGCGGUCUCAUAUUUCAUGGAAAUGGUGGCCAUUCAAUGGGUGACACUUACUUAAAGUUGGAAGUGCAUGGGGCAAUCAUGCGUUUUAAAAUGAAUUACUGAAUGUUUAUUUCUUGCCAAUUUUGCGUGUAACGCAAAACGUGUAGUUAGGUUUCACGGUCUACACACGUCUAAUUAUGCGAGACACAUUAUUUAUAUUUCGUUGAAGCACGAAGCGUGUUUAUUCGAAAGUGUCAUGCAGCCGUUAUCAGCGAUAUCUCCCAAUGUUCCGAGAGACUUCUACGUAACAUCAAGUUCGUAUUUAGUGGAAAUAGUGAUUAUGUUUGGCGAAA
This is a messenger RNA of Dermacentor albipictus, 4950 nucleotides long. Its product is annotated as QRFP-like peptide receptor. Gene Ontology annotation, cellular component: plasma membrane. The record is from RefSeq and is a predicted model, not a curated record. Gene Ontology annotation, molecular function: peptide binding; neuropeptide Y receptor activity. Lineage: Eukaryota; Metazoa; Arthropoda; Arachnida; Ixodida; Ixodidae. Gene Ontology annotation, biological process: G protein-coupled receptor signaling pathway; cellular response to hormone stimulus.